Messenger RNA from Aureobasidium subglaciale EXF-2481, 1116 nucleotides. RefSeq lists its product as uncharacterized. Bases 139 to 1020 code for a protein of 293 amino acids. Gene Ontology annotation, molecular function: inositol monophosphate 1-phosphatase activity. The transcript is spliced from 2 exons. Lineage: Eukaryota; Fungi; Ascomycota; Dothideomycetes; Dothideales; Saccotheciaceae. Gene Ontology annotation, biological process: inositol metabolic process; phosphatidylinositol phosphate biosynthetic process; signal transduction. The record is from RefSeq and is a predicted model, not a curated record.
CGGGGGGGUUCUUCCGCGAAUCUUUCUAUUUCGCUGACCUCAACAGUCCCCAAUUGACUACGGUUUUUUCGAACAGCUGUGUCCUUGUUGACUGGACAAAUAUCCUGAGACGACUUCCGCGGACUACAAAACAACGACAUGGACUUGGAUGCGAUCCUCGAAGAUCUUGUGGCUGUGGCACGUCAGGGCGGCUGGAUCAUAAGUUCAUCAGUGCCGUCCGCCUCAGGCGUAGAAAGCAAGAAAAGCAGUGCAGACUUGGUCACUGAAAUCGACAGAGUAGUGGAGAGAACCGUCUUCGGCGUGCUCAGAUCCAAAUAUCCUUCUUUCAACCUCAUCGGCGAGGAGUCAUGGAAGCAUGGUACCUCACUUGAUGAUACGCCAACUUUCGUGGUUGAUCCUGUGGACGGUACGUCCAACUAUGUCCAUGGACUUCCGGAUGUCUGCAUAUCUAUCGGUUUGGUGAUCAAGAGACGAUCUACCAUUGGUGUGGUGUAUAACCCCUUUCACAACGAACUGUGGACAGCCGUAACUGGAAGCGGAGCUUUUUACCAGAAGGGAUUCGAUGGCGAGCGAUCCAGACUACCUUUGAAGUCGAACUCCGAGCGUUUGAGUAUGCAGACGGCGUGCAUAGGCAUUGAAUGGGGAAGUGAUCGUGAGGGACCUAAUUUUGACUUGAACUUGAAGGUAUUUACGAAAUUGGCGUCGACACAAGCCACUGGUGGCCAUAUGGUCAACUCCCUGCGUUGUACCGGCUCUGCCGCUAUAACCAUAUGCCGCGUGGCCGCGGGCCAACAAGACAUGUUCUGGGAGUGUGGUUCUUGGAUUUGGGAUGUAGCUGCCGCUUGGUGUAUCUUGGAAGAAUCCGGAGGCAUGAUGGUGGACGGUCAUCCAGGCAACUGGAUACCCAAGCUUGACGGCAGGAGAUACCUUGCUGUUCGGGGAGCUCCAGGAGGGCAAAGAGAGAUUGUGGAAGAUUUUUGGGCAAUUCUAGGGGAGGAUCGUUCGACUUAUGGAGACUAACCGAAGGCAGGUUGGAAGAAUCGAUGCGUGUGACUGGUUACGAGUAAGCAUAUUAUCACGCAUGAACCAAUACUCACGCCACAACGAAAGCAUUGC